CUGGCUUUGAACGUUUUUUAUAUGAAAGAGGGCAAUACAAGGAAAAAGUAAAAUUUUGUGCUAAGUUUUGGGGGUUUUUCCUUGUAUAUGAGCUAAUUAGUUGUGCAUGUUGAUGCUGUCUUGCUCGGGGAAUUAGUUACGGUGGUAGAAGUGGUUGUGUGUCUAAAUUGACACAAUAACUAGGAACGUAAAAAUGGUUAUAGUUUAUAGGGGUCUCACUUGAACUGAUUCCUUAAUGGAAUAGAGAUGCUUGUUUUCUUUACAGAAGACUGUUAGAGUUGAUCUUUCUAAAUGUGUUCUAGGAUAACUUAAGUUACCCUGCAUGUUUCCCUCCCUUUACCCCAGCUGAUAGGAUAAUCUGUAGUUUCAGUCAGAAGAGAUCGUUUUUUUUCCUGUAGAUUGCCUUGUUGUACAUACUUUUUUUUUUCAGAACCCCCUGCAAGUGUUUGGCUUAAUUCCUAAUGCAUAGUAACUUUAGUAGGGGAUUGUUUAGAGUAUCCUAAUACUCAUUAAGUAUUUUGCAGAAAUGUUAAGAGUUUCCAAAAGCAUUUCCUACUGAGUGAAGAUGUUUUCUUUUAAUCGGUGUAUACAUUUUUAGUGUUCCUACGAAUAUUUGCAUUCCAUAGAUAAUUUGCACUGUCUUGCAUCUGUCCUUUUUAGUGGUCACCAACACUGUUAAGCUCUUUCAUGCUUCUACAAAUAGCUGUUUCUUGUUCAACUGUCUGCAGGUUUUCAGUGUCUUCUCACUGCUUCCUUGGAAUAGGCAAGUUGGCUUCAGGUGCCUCUUCUUUCCUGCUGAAAGAAGGGUUAAUCUGCUGCAAACUUCUGCAGAUCACCUUCUGCAGCAGCAAUCACAGGGAUGAAUUACAAUCCUUUUCCCUAAAAUUCAAAUGAAUUUUUUUAUAACUAUCCUAAUUUUCUUCACUUAUUUCAACUCAUCAUGACACUGAGGCCAAGAUGUAGAAAUGUUAAGUGGUGUUUUUGUGAUUCAUUGAAGAGACUGUGGAAAGGUUCCCCUUCUAAACUGCCGCUUUUGAGAGGCUAGUAAUUGCUUUUUAUUGUUGCAAAGGGCUCAUGCUUUCUUGUCUUAAUUGCCUGUGUUUACAUUAGUAACUUUUAAAGUUACUUGUAGAUUUGAGACCACCUCAUUAUCAGAAAAAUUCUAAGUUUGCUGUGAAAAUUUCUGUCUCUGUUUUAUCAAAGUCCUUCCAUAUAACUUAGCAUAAAUCAAGAGGUGCUCUUCUGGUUUCUUCUCCUUCUGCUCUUCUCCUGCAUUCUCAUCAAGCAGCAGCCUGAUCUAGUUUGUGCUGCAGAUUCUUAAAUAGUGUAAUGGAGGGAACAGCAAAUGAAUGUACGUGCGGGUGGGGAGGGCUGCUAAUGGACAAGAGGUAGUUUAUACUCUUAAACGAAAAGUGAAAACAGAGACAAAGAAAUAAGAGUUGUUUAGCCUGUUUAUGCAGACUCACCAAGCACAAGAUGUCCUGUUAAUAUGUGGAUCUCAGAGCAGUCAUUAAGCUCUCCUUGACAGCUAUCCUUCUUCUAGGGAAACUAAGAGUGAGUAGUGUUUUGUUCUGACAGGCAAGGUUCUUAACUAAAGACAUGCCUCUGGCCUUUGUGUGCAUUUACCCAUAAAGGACUUUGGGACGUUCAGGCAGGCUAUGUAAUAGUUUUUGCAUAUGCUAAAUUGAACAGUCUCUGUUAUCUCUUAUUUACAGAUGUUUUGAGUGUACAGAAAUUAGCACUGUGCUUUUGUAUAUGCUUCUAAGGUACUUGACCAUUUGAAAAAAAAGUGUCCUUCAAAUUAACACUCCAAUAAAGAUAAAAAUCACAAAAGAAGAAGCAUAAAGAAUUGCAUCUAUUCCAAUUAUCAGUAACUCUGCACUUAAAUUUUCUUUAGACAUUAAAAUUUUGUUUUGCUGAGUUGUGCUUUUUAAAGCAAAAUUCAGCAUCUGUGUUGUGCCAGGUCUUACCUUUCAGUGAGUGCUCAAAUAUUUUUUUUUUUUUUUAAUUUAACUUGUUUGGCAACAGUCCCCACAGACAAGAAACAGCUUACCCUUGUUAAAAUGCAUUAAUUACUGUUGUGAGUCAAAGUGGAUUGAAUAAAUCCUCCGGAAAGAGAACAGCUUUGUUACAAGCAGAGAACAAAGUUCUGGUUUAGACCUUUGUGUCUGGAAGAGAUAAAGAACGAUGUAUGCAGCCAGAGGUGGUUCUUGUUCUGCAAUUUGAUGUUAGGAAAACAAAAUUUCUAGCAUUUGCUUAUCCAAAUGGUGAUGUAUUGUAUUUAUUGCAUUGUAUUUAUUGCUUUCCUUGCACUGGAAAACAGGGUAGAAGGGCAAACACAAAAUAAAUACUAAGGCAUGCUGUGCAGGUUUUGUGGUAUGUAAGCCUCUAGGAGAAUCUUCAGGAGCACGUUUACAUCUCUUAGGACUUUACCAAGGGCAUUGUGUCACCUGUGACCUUUGAGGCUGGAGACAUCUCAUGGUCCAGUUUAGGUUGCCUCUGAACAGUGAUAACAGUUGAAGUAACCAGAUGUGUUUAGUUUCUCCUGUCUUAAAUUCAGAUGUAAUCACCUUUAUAUGAUAAUACUGUUUAGAAGUACAUAAUGUAAUUGCAGCAGGCAUCUGUGCAGUGAUUUUUUAAAUGCAGUGUCUAUAAAUAUAAUUAAAUUAUGUAUAUAAAACCUAUAUUAAAUGAUUUCCCACCCAGCAGUGACCAGGAUGUGUAAGUAUGAAUUGAAACAGGUGAUAGAAGGACUUUAGUCAGGAGUCUAAUGCACUAAACAUUUCUCCCUAGCAUCUGUACGAUGCUUGUGAGGUGGUAAUAAUGGUUGAAAGCUUACCUGUUGUGUCACCUGCUUGGUUCUGUCACAGCACUGCCAGGAUCCAGACUCAGCCUGCAUUUUCAGCUGAGCAUGAGUAGUUGAGUAUAUUGCACACCAAAAUACCUGCGUUGAAAGGAAAGUUAGUAGGCCACUGUGGCUAUUGCUUAGCAAGUCUUCAUCUUGCUAGUACCACUAUAUUUUCUAAAGCUCUCAUAUAAAAAUCCGCUGUUAUAAUUGGAACUGUUCUAUGGCAACCAGAACUAAUUGCAUAAACCAUAUGGCUUUUGAACUUGUGAUGUCUUUUCUCUUGAAAACAAAAAAAGCCUACUUGCCUCUCUCUGCUAGGCAAACUUUACUCAUGACUUGCUUGAACUGCAGCUAAUUAGAAACUGGCAUUCAGUUAAUGCAAUAAACAGUGUUUAAGAGUGUUUGGGUUUAAAAUCUUAUCUGUGCUUGAUGAGGAAAAAGUAAGUUUAUAGAAAGAUAGAUGGCUGCCAUGCACUGCAUGUGAGAGAGAACCACUCAGUUUGUUGAACUGAACAACUGUGUCUUUAGUUCUGCUUCCUUUCAACAUUAUAAAGAGAGCAGAUUUACUCAGUCAAAGGUUUACUGUUAUUGUUCUCCUCUUAAUAUGAAUGUAUUGUAAGACAAACUUUUCCAUAGUAGGUAUAGAACCCUGUUUCCUGAACAAAAUGGUUUUAUUGGUUUUGAAUGCAGUAACUUUAAGCUGUUUUAAUAACCUGAAGUGUAAUACUGUCUCUGAGGCUAAUAGUCAAAACCUGAAUUAGCUUUUGGGGAUUCUUUAGUAGUUCAAUAUUUUAAAAAUUUUUGGGGGGAGGGUGGAAGAAAGCUCACAGCUCAAAUUCUGUGUUUAGCUGCUGUUUUAGUAUGGUGUUACAGCUGAAAACGCGUUUUGGAAAGUCUCUCUUUUUUUUCUAGAAUGUAAUUAGUCAUAUUUAAUACUACUUUUAGGUCAGAUAGAAGUGUAAAUACAAUGGUAAAAAUGCCAGUUUUCCAAACUAGGUGUAAGAGAGCAGUCUCUGCAGCCUUGGAAGCAAUAAAAUGGUAGAACUGGUAGAGCAAAAACAUUUUUGAGACAUAAUGGUUUUUUUAGUCAAAGAACUGACUUGCACACUGAUUGCAAGUACUGUAUAGAAUGCUUCAAUUAGGAUAAAUGUGUUAUGCAAGCUGGAAGUACUUCAGCUGACAGGUGCUCUUGGCUUCUUUUUGAGAAAUGCUGCAGUCUUUAAGAGGACAGUUAAGUAUCCAGUUAGCGCACUGAAGUCCUUACAAGAAAGUAAGCUGUUCUAUUGAAGUUUUCUAACCAUAGGCUGUAGCCUGUGGUUCACAGGAAACAAUCUGUGGGGUCACACCGCUUUGCUGAGAGCCAUAGAGAUCCAAAUGCAUCAUCUUGUGCACCUCACUAUAGUCUCUGUAGGACAAGAAUGUUGGAGACUGCUAUUUUAAAGCAGUCUUCUUAAUAAGGCUUCUCUGGACUUAAAAGAAGUCAGUUGAGACCUCCAGAUUUUAUUAAUGUAGAAAGCAGUUCGUCAAACAUAUUUGCGUAUGAACAGUUGAGAGCUUCAGAAGUUGUUAGUGUUAGUUUUGGGUUCAGACCACAAAGAAUGGCGUGCAUACUUACACUUGGUAUCAAAGCCUCAGUGUUUUGCAUAAAGAGGUGAUUGAAGGUCAUAAUUAACCUAAGUUAGAAAUAAAGACCAGACAUGAAGUCAGCUAAGCAUAAGGAUUUUGGUAGCAAACUGUCUUGAAGAGUGACUUGCACCAUUUUAAAACGGGAGAAGUUUUCUCGCCUCAUUUGUCGGCAGCUCAAGCAAGCGGCUCCGGGCUCUGGGAGUGCAGGUUGCUCCCAGAGGCUGGUUGUGGACACCACAACACCUUCUGGAACCUAAGCCUUUCUUUUUAUCAAGUUUAGACUUAGCUCAUCUGUCUGUGGGUAGGAUCUCUUUACUAACAGCAGUCUCAAGCUCUGGCAGUGGUCAGGAGCCUUUCUCUUUGUUCUGUUGUGGUUGCAUUUCACAUCUGGACUACCUGUAAUCUGCAAAUGGCCUAUUAGCUUUUGUGGUAUCCUUCUAGCAUUGUUCAGUGUAAUUCUAACUGGAUUUUCAGUGAUAUUUUAGUUAAAACAAAGAACGAUAUUCUUGGUUACAAAAUACUCUCAUGAAAAACACUUGCAUGUUUUUUCCAGUUAUUGCACUUGAUAAAUCCUUGACUCUACUGCCAAUUGUAUGUGCAGUGGUACUUUUAAACAGCUGUUGCAAGGAAGCUUAGUGAAUACCAUCUGCACAAGAUUUUCAUUUACCUAAUUUUUAAAACCCAGGAUUUUGAGAAUGGAAUUAAUUCUGACAUAGUACUUUGUCAUCUUUGUGUAUUUUUUUUUUUUCCUGUGGACUGGGAAAGAUGUGUAAAGGGAGCUGUAGUGCAUGAUCAUCUUAUGUGCUGAUGGAAAAUAAACUCACUGUAUUUCUUUACUUUCCUCCUCAGUCUUGAAGAUUUAAAAAAUUGUUUUGUGAUAUAGUUUCUUUUAGGCAUGGUGCGGUACAGAAGGAAGUUGCCAUGGUAGAUGCAGGGGUUACUAGACUGCAUUAUCUUUUAAGUCUUCUUAAAAAUAAGCAUCUUAUUUCAUGUAAGAAAAAUAAUUUUACAACUGAAUUUGUUAAGAUUAGAUUGGAAUUGCCUCAAAUCCAAUUAAGCCACACUGCAUGGACGUGCUGGGAAUAUAAAUGCAAAUACUGUAAAUUUGUACAAACUGAUUUGUUGCAUUAUCUUGCUAAUCUAACAUACAGUACUUUUUGUGUCCAUAUUGCAGACGGCAACUCCAAACUAACAUGGCAGUCAGACUGUGUGAUGUGGCUUCUCUGCUUAGAAGUGGUUCGUGGGCAGCAGAGCCUUGGACUGGGGUAAUUGCUGCCAUGGAAACACAACUGUCUAAUGGACCAACUUGUAAUAACACAGCCCAUAGUUCAGCCACCAUAAACAAUUGCUCAUCACCAGUUGAUUCUGGGAAUGCAGAAGACAGCAAGACCAAUUUAAUAGUCAACUACCUUCCACAAAACAUGACACAAGAGGAACUGAAGAGUCUUUUUGGCAGCAUUGGGGAGAUAGAAUCCUGCAAGCUUGUCAGGGACAAAAUAACAGGACAGAGCUUGGGUUAUGGUUUUGUGAACUACGUUGACCCCAAGGAUGCUGAAAAAGCUAUCAAUACCCUGAAUGGAUUGAGACUUCAAACUAAGACUAUAAAGGUUUCUUAUGCACGCCCAAGUUCAGCUUCUAUCAGAGAUGCAAAUUUGUAUGUUAGUGGACUUCCAAAAACAAUGACUCAGAAAGAACUGGAACAGCUCUUUUCCCAAUAUGGACGUAUUAUUACUUCUCGUAUUCUGGUUGACCAAGUCACUGGGUUGUCACGGGGCGUGGGGUUUAUCCGGUUUGACAAGCGAAUUGAAGCAGAAGAAGCUAUCAAGGGCUUGAAUGGCCAGAAACCUCCAGGUGCCACAGAGCCCAUCACUGUAAAGUUUGCUAACAAUCCAAGCCAAAAAACCAAUCAGGCCAUUCUUUCCCAGCUGUACCAUUCUCCAAACAGAAGGUAUCCCGCCCCUCUAGCUCAGCAGGCUCAACGUUUUAGGUUGGACAAUCUGCUCAACAUAGCUUAUGGAGUAAAGAGUAGGUUUCCUCCAAUGACCAUUGAUGGAAUGACCAGUUUGGCCGGAAUUAAUAUCCCUGGACAUGCAGGAACUGGGUGGUGCAUUUUUGUGUACAACUUGGCCCCUGAUGCUGAUGAGAGUAUCCUCUGGCAAAUGUUUGGACCCUUUGGAGCAGUGACCAAUGUGAAGGUCAUCCGUGACUUUAACACCAACAAGUGCAAAGGUUUUGGAUUUGUGACUAUGACAAACUACGAUGAGGCAGCUAUGGCAAUAGCCAGCCUGAACGGAUACCGCCUUGGUGACAGAGUACUGCAGGUCUCCUUCAAAACAAACAAAACGCACAAAGCCUAACCAGUUAUUCUCAGUGCAUUAAUACAUGAAAACUAUACAACAAAGGCGAUUUACAGGAAGCUUUAUGCAUUAGUAAAUGCCUUUGUUGUAUGCCAGUGUGGAAAUGGGGAUAAAAUGACUACUUAGCAUCCUAAGAAUAUGUGAGAUUUUUUUAUUGCUACUAUCUGAAUUAGAACUUCUUAACUAUCUUUUGUGUUUGAGUAUUGACAAGAGGUACAGGGUUUUUACCUGUCACAAUGCGUAUUCUAUUGCCUUCUUUGAAGAAGGUGGACCUUGUAAAAUGUUUCAGCUAAUGGAAGAAGUUUUUUUUCUUUAUACAUGACUGCCUUUAAUCUAUGAGUAAAUAGCGAGGCUUUGUGUAAUACUUUAUUUUUUUUGUCAUUUCUUGAUUUACUUUGUUUUUAAUUUACAUUGUAAUGCAAUAUUGUUUUGUUGUUCAAGAAAAGUAUCUGAAGUUUACAUUUUAUUUAUAAUGUUAUAAGCAGUAUUUAUUUCAUCAUCUUCAUUUGGGUUGGGGAGUGGGAACACAUUAUAAAAGCUUAUUGUAAGAAUACUGGAGAACUUUUCGUAAAGCAGUACCUUGCCAAAGAGAUAAGAGCCUCUUUGAUGUGGGUUUAAAAAAGCAUCUAUUUUUAUAAAAAAAAAUAAAAAAUUUGGAGAAACUUUUUACUGGUCCUGGAACAAAUAUUUUGACUUGAAUACUUUGAGAAAUCUCUUCGUAUGACAACUAGUGAGCUUUUAAAACUUACCAGGAAAUUUGCAAUUGUUGGGAAAAAAUUUAGAAAGAUUUAUGAUGUAGAACUACUUUUGAGACCUUUGUGUUAAGAAGUAAAGUCAGUGGGAUGCACUGUUGGUUUCAUUUUUUGUAAUCAUCAGUGGAGUCAUUGAUCAUCCUGGUUAUUAAGUGAUAGGUGGCUCACUUUAAUUUGUGAUUUUGAAGCAAAUGAAAAUUUAAAAAAAGAAUAUAAGAGCAAGCAGAAAACUUAAAACACUGAGAUAUGGGGGAAAAAAAAUCUGUUCUUCCUAAAGAAUUCCCUUCAGAUAGAGCUCAAGGUGUUUAGUGAUGUACUUGCUAUUGUUUGAAGAAUUGUUUUGUCUUAAGAAAAGACAUCAAGCAUGAUUUGUGCAGUAGCAAAUCAGCUGAAGUGGCCUGAGUUGGGUGCAUUAGAAGGUAUUUUGAAAGUUAUGUUCAAGGCUAACACCUGAGCUUUGUGUAAUGUAAAUAAGAACUUAAGUUAUGAACCUUUCAGCUAAUUUUGGUUAUAGUUUUUUUUGAAAGUUACAUGCCAAGUGAUGUUCAAUUUUGAAUGUUUUUGUAUAAGUUUUUUCUUUGUAAAUGGCAUUAACAUUGUUACUUGAGGUCUGCUUCUUUUCUUUUUUUUUUUUUUUUUGUCCUGAGGACUUGAAUUUACAGUGCAUCAGAUCUGUUGCUAUUUUUGUCUGUAGAUAGUCUAGCUUCAGCUGUUUAUGGUGAUGCAACAUUUUUGUUUAUAAAUAUGUUUGUGGUAAAAAAAACAAAUAUAAACAUAUGUUUUGAACAGAUUUCCUUACAUUUUUCAUAUGAAAACCAUAAAUACCUGUAUGCUAUUGAAGUUUAACUUUGUAUGAUGCUUAAAUCACUAUUUGGGGAAAUAGAAAAAGCCUUUACCAUGUAUUGAAGAAAUUUAAGGAAAACAAAUACAGAAUAUUUUCUGAUUAGCAUCUAGCUUAUAAUUAAAUUUUUAAAAAAAAAGCUGAGGGUUUGAUGCCUUCACCAGGAUGCACUGACAACUAUGUAGUUACGUCCUGCUUUUUGUAUAAACUGAGAUGCUCAUAUGCUUCCCCUUAGAAAAAGCAAUGUUCUAUGCAUAACAUAGUUGUACACUAUCUUUGCAGUUGUUUUCGGUUCUUCUUCUUUUAAAUUGUAGUUAUAAAAUUUUCAGUAUAGUACAGUACAUAUACUGUGAAGCGCGUGCUAAAGUGAUUAAGCAAGUUUUCAUGCUGACCCACUCAAUGCUAUUCAAAAAUCAAUUGGCUUCCUGAGUACUUCUUCAUUCUUAGGUGCAUUUAGAUUGUUAAAGCUAAUCCUCUGCAUUAAAAGUUGUAUAUAGUAUAGAAAUCACAAACUUUCUGAUGUGGGAGAAAUAGUAGCUACAUGCUUCUUUCCUAUACUACUGUAGCAACUAAUGGCAUUGAUGAGAAGGCAUGUAAAUUGGGCUUCACUUUACAGUGUUUAUCAGAGCACUUAGUAAAAUAUAAGGCUGGUAUUUAUUUGAAGUUGUAUAGUAUGACUUAAUUCACAUUUGUUGGAAUAGAGAAUAUAUUCUGUUGGGUAUUUAAGAGGUUGUACAUGUUUUCUUUUGUGUUUGGAUUCUUUGUACUUUUUCAUGUUCAGUACAUCAAUAAACAAAGUUGAA
Molecule: messenger RNA, 9227 nt
Organism: Melospiza melodia melodia
Lineage: Eukaryota; Metazoa; Chordata; Aves; Passeriformes; Passerellidae
Gene: ELAVL2
Product: ELAV like RNA binding protein 2
Exons: 7
Coding region: 5668-6831 (387 amino acids)
Cellular component (GO): ribonucleoprotein complex
Molecular function (GO): RNA binding
Source: RefSeq, a predicted model, not a curated record